Messenger RNA from Ipomoea triloba (trilobed morning glory), 1107 nucleotides. RefSeq names its product bidirectional sugar transporter SWEET1-like. The record is from RefSeq and is a predicted model, not a curated record. NCBI's taxonomy places the organism in Eukaryota, Viridiplantae, Streptophyta, Magnoliopsida, Solanales, Convolvulaceae. Bases 52 to 822 code for a protein of 256 amino acids. Gene Ontology annotation, molecular function: sugar transmembrane transporter activity. The transcript is spliced from 6 exons. Gene Ontology annotation, cellular component: membrane. Gene Ontology annotation, biological process: carbohydrate transport.
GUGUAUUGGUGCACGGUUUAAGAGUUUUAGUUUUAGUAUUAGUAUAGAGAGAUGCAUGGUCUAGCACGCACUCUCCAUUUGGCUUUUGGGAUCUUUGCAAAUGGAACUGCUUUUUUCAUCUACUUGGCACCAAUUGUUACAUUCAAGAGGGUCAUCAAGAGAAGGAGCACGGAAGAGUUCUCUGGAUUGCCCUAUGUCAUGGCCUUGCUCAAUUGCCUGCUUUGUGCUUGGUACGGGUUGCCUUUUGUGUCACCUAAUAACAUACUUAUGACAACAGUUGAUGGAACCGGAACGGUAAUUGAGUUAGCAUUUGUGGUCAUAUUUCUAGUAUUUGCGCCCAAGAAUGAAAAGAGAAAGAUGGGAGCGCUCCUUAUUUUAAUUGUCGGAAUAUUUGUUGCUGUUGCGCUUCUUUCGGUGCUUGUUUUCCAUGGGAGAAUCAGACAGCUCUUUUGCGGUUUCGCUUCCUUAAUCUCCACUGCCAUUAUGUACUUCUCACCUCUAUCAGUCAUUAGGGUUGUGAUGAAGACAAAGAGUGUAGAGUUCAUGCCAUUCCUCUUGACUUUUUCCAUAUUCCUAUGUGGCACUGCUUGGCUCAUUUUUGGCCUCCUUGAGAAUGACCCUUUUGUUUAUGUACCAAAUGCCAUUGGAUGUGGUGUCGGAGUAUUGCAAUUGAUACUAUAUGCAAUCUAUAGUCAGAAUACAAUAUUCAUGACCAUCAAGAGAUCUUUUUCCCAAUGGAUGCUCCAAAUCAACGCCAUGCCCAAAGAGGAGAAGAAGCAACCAAGCAUCCCGUCAUCAAAACAUGAUGAACCUGCAGUCUAGUGUGUGUGUGUGUUAUAAUAACAUUGUUAUUAUAUUAAACCAAAUAAAAAUGUUGUGAAGUGGUUACAAAUGUAUUAGUAACAUGUCAAAAUUAGAUAAUGGUUAGUAGUGGGAUUUGAAUGGAAGUGUGUUAGAUUUAUGGAUUAGUUUCAUUUGUGUGUUUGUUAAAAUUAGUGGGUUAGUGACAUAUUAGUCACUAUAAAUAGAUUGCAUUGUUUUCAUUUAAUGUAAGAUGUAAGAGUGUGUGUAUUAAGAAGUUCAAGCUUUAAACUUUCUCCAUAUUAA